Messenger RNA from Microdochium trichocladiopsis, 2989 nucleotides. RefSeq lists its product as uncharacterized. Gene Ontology annotation, biological process: AMP metabolic process; IMP salvage. The transcript is spliced from 4 exons. Gene Ontology annotation, cellular component: cytosol. Gene Ontology annotation, molecular function: AMP deaminase activity. The record is from RefSeq and is a predicted model, not a curated record. The coding region runs from base 121 to 2874 and encodes 917 amino acids. Lineage: Eukaryota; Fungi; Ascomycota; Sordariomycetes; Xylariales; Microdochiaceae.
GCUCCCUGUCUCUACAGCCCAUAUCAACCGUGUCACGGCUAGUGGUUUGUUCCCUGAUCGGUCUAGUCAACCUCAGAUAGAACUACUAGAACGAAGGCUGUUAGUUCGGGCGCUGGGAAAAUGGCGUCAACUGCGCACUUCGACCACGACCCUCCUUCCGAGGAGCCUUCACCCAAGCUUCACCCCUCGCACCACCAGCUCGAACAUGACUCCGACGGCGCCGAGGACUAUGAUAAUGAGACGGAGAGCGACUCGGAGGCGGGUGCAAUUGGGCAUGGUCUAGGCACGAGCCGUACUGCAGAGUCUCGACCAGAGUAUCAGGACGGAAUGCUCCCUCGCGAUCUUCCUAAGAGGACAACCUUCCACGAUCCUGUCGCCGAGCGCCAGAUGACGCAGACGGAUGCCAAACUCUUCUACCAGAGAAGCCAACUGGAUCUGGUGAAGACCGGGGAAGCGGCCUGGGGCCAAUCUCAGGUCACUCCCCAUGGGAGCCCUGCAUUCUCGGCAGGUACUCGCUUGCCCGCCAUUGAUACCCUCUCGUUGCACAAUGCUGGACAGGCCCCGGUGAACGGACACUUUCCCUCAAGCGCCAGCCAAAUGUCUUUGCCUUCGGCAGCUGCUGAAAGCUACAACUUUCCGCACAUUGCAGGUGCCAUGCCUACUUCUCAUCGUGCUGGACCCGAGCCCCGGACUGCAACGCAGCCAUCAUUGGGUGGGUAUCCUAGACCUUCUGUCAAGCUGCCACCCACAUCUGCACCAAUCUCCCUCGACCCUGCCGUCCACGGCCAACAAGGCCCCCAGCCUGGAGUGGGACAACCUGACGGCCUCACGAAUGGAAUUGCUUCUGGGGACGCUGGCGACGCAUACAUAACGGCCGAGCUGAGCACCAUCUUCCAAAGUAUUCAGAAGAUCAUCGAUCUGCGCCACAAGUACAUUCGGCUCUCGCUGCAGAGAGAUGGGGAUAACCCAAAGGACGAGCCCAGCUGGGAGAUCUACCCACCACCACCCGAGCCUGCUUGGGUCGGUCCAGCUGGACAUCAGGAUCCACCGGCUCCCGUGACUGGUAAUAACAGCAUGAGCAACAGCACGGUUCUGCCGCCGCCACAGUCUACCCCUUCGCGAUCGACAGACCCCGGCGCAGAGGGCAACGAGAACAAGAAGCCUGUGAGGAAGAGAAAGCCCGGUCACGAUGUUGGAGAAGAUUUUGACAUGGCGGAAGUCGCGCCAUUCCCACCCCCAAGCGAGUUCACCUAUCGCCUUGACGAAAGCGGCGUCUACCAAGUGUUCGAGAAUUCGGCAGCAGAAGUGGCCAACACUCCAGUAGUAGGCGUUCCUACCCUCAAGGACUUUUAUAUCGACCUUGAGCAAAUCUUGGCAAUCUCGUCUGAUGGCCCCAGCAAAAGCUUCGCCUUCAGACGCCUCCAGUACCUGGAGGGCAAAUUUAAUUUGUACACCCUUUUGAAUGAGUAUCAGGAGACCGCCGACAGCAAGAAGGUGCCCCACAGAGAUUUCUACAACGUCAGAAAGGUUGAUACCCACGUACACCACUCUGCUUGCAUGAACCAAAAGCACCUUCUUCGCUUCAUCAAGAGCAAAAUGAAGAAGCAUCCCGACGAAGUUGUCCUCGACCGAGAUGGCAAGGAGCUCACACUCGCGGAGGUCUUUGAAAGCAUCAACCUGACUGCUUACGAUCUCAGCAUUGACACUCUUGAUAUGCAUGCACACACCGAUUCCUUCCACCGCUUUGACAAGUUCAACCUGAAAUACAACCCGAUUGGCGAGUCGCGUUUGAGAACAAUCUUCCUCAAGACCGACAACUUCAUCAAAGGCCGGUAUCUCGCUGAAAUCACCAAGGAGGUGAUUGCUGAUUUGGAAUCCAGCAAGUACCAGAUGGUGGAAUGGCGCAUCUCAAUUUACGGCAAGUCUCUGGAUGAAUGGGAUAAACUUGCAGCUUGGGUCGUGGACAACAAGCUCUUCUCGCACAACGUACGAUGGCUGAUCCAGAUCCCUCGCCUGUACGAUGUGUACAAGGCCUCGAAUCUCAUGGAGUCGUACGAGCAAGUCAUCAAAAACGUCUUUCAACCACUCUUCGAAGUGACGAAGGACCCCACCAGCCACCCGAAACUGCACAUUUUCUUGCAGAGAGUCAUCGGCUUCGAUAGCGUAGAUGAUGAGAGCAAGAUCGAGCGGCGGCUGUACAAGAAGUUCCCAGUACCAAAGGAAUGGACCUCCAAGCAGAACCCUCCGUAUAGUUACUGGCAGUACUACCUGUUUGCCAACAUGACGUCACUGAACUUCUGGCGCCGACAGCGUGGGUUCAACACAUUUGUCCUCCGGCCACACUGCGGAGAAGCGGGUGACAGCGAGCAUCUGGCGGUCGCACUUCUGUGCUGCCAUAGCAUCAGUCAUGGCCUUCUACUUCGGAAGGUGCCUCUGUUGCAGUAUAUCUUCUAUCUGGAACAGAUUGGCAUUGCCAUGUCGCCUCUCAGUAACAACGCCCUCUUUCUCGCAUACGAAAGAAACCCGUUCUACCAAUACUUCCGCCGCGGACUGAACGUCUCCCUGUCAACGGAUGACCCGCUGCAGUUUGCCUUCACGAAGGAGCCCCUCAUGGAAGAAUAUGCUGUCGCGGCUCAGAUUUACAAGCUCAGCCCGGUCGACAUGUGCGAGUUGGCCAAGAACUCGGUCAAGCAGAGCGGAUACGAGCACUCCAUCAAACAGCAAUGGCUAGGUGACCGGUACAACCUGCCGGGGAGAGAAGGGAACAAGAUGGUCAAGACAAACGUGCCGGAUCGCAGAGAGGAGUUCAGAUACCACACUUGGGUCGAGGAACACCGAUUUCCAAGUACACGGCUACACAAGCUGGUGACCUAGUUACCAGCCCUGACACCUUGCAGCAGAGCGUGCCGGAAACAUUUCCAGCUUCACCAAACUCGUCCAUCAAGGCCCAUGCUCCUAGUAUCAGCACAGCAGCUGACUUGAGACUGCC